AUUUUUUUUUUAUUUUGAAUUUGACAAACGUGGACGGACACACCUCCACAAGACAUGCAGACGACAGCGCAGAGACGGUACUAGCCGCGUCUUGCCCAAGUUUAGCCAAUCCACAGACAGCGCAUGUCGCAGUUGUCCGCGUCUUUUGAAGUAUGAAGUUUCGUGGACGAAUAGUAGACAUCGUGUGCAUUCAGCAGCUUUCCAAAAUCGUGCACACAGUUUCUAAACUAGCUAAGGAUGUCACCUUGCGCAUCACUACGGAUUGCGUCUACUUCAUUCUAAAUGAAGACGCUGUAAGCGGUGGCGGGUGGCUAUGGGCUGACAUACCGCAGGAAACUCUGUUUCAAGAGUACAACAUGCAAGGUGUCUCAGACGAAUUCAACGAGAUAUAUCUCGAUGUUGUCGCUGAUCACAUUGUGAAAGCACUGAAGUCAGCAGCAGCUGCGAAGUCGCUAAAGGUCAAGCUGACUAAAAGGCAAACUCCUUGCCUAAGUUUUGAAAUAGAAUUGCCAUCACUAGUCUCAACAUCUCGAACUGUUGUUCACGACGUGCCAGUGUCCGUGAUACCACGAAGACUGUGGAAUAACUUUGCUCAACCAGAUGUGGAAGAAGGCGAUAUUGUUACCCACAUGCCAUCAUUAAAGGUGAUGAAAAAUGUUGUGGACAAAAUGAAGAACCUGAGUUCGUAUGCGACCAUAACAAUCUCUAGCGAUCAUGGAAUGACUGUAUCAGUUCAAACAGACAUGGUCACUGUGACUACACAUUUCAAAGGACUGCAGUUCCCUCUUUCUGGUGAUGGCACCAUUUCUCAUGCCGGUGUUUACGAAGCCCGCAUUGAUUUGCGCAAAUUGGUGCCAGUGCUUUUGGCACAGCAGCUGAAUCCUAGGCAGGUUACAUGCAAAAUUGCACACAAGAAGUUGUGCCACAUCACUUUCAACCAUGACUACGGUUCCUUGCAGUACUUACUACCAUGCGUGUAUAGCUAAGCAAAGCAAAUAUUGUACUAUUUUUCUGUCACAUGCUACUAGCUAUUUACACGUCUCAACUUGCAACUGCUCAUGCCGACUUUUGACGUGUAGUAGCACAAAUGCCGAGAUUACACUUGGAUGGCCAUGGACACUGGCAAAGUUCUCCAGAAUGUGGUGAUGCAGUGCAUGAUACCCUAGUUACAAAGGUAUGCUAAGCUCAGUGAAGCUGAGCCCUGGUUAUAGCAUAACACAGUUAUGCUUACAAGGCAUAUCAAGUAAUUUCUAUAUGUGGUUAUCAUAGCUAACUUGGUGACUGGCGUUCAGUGAAAUCAUGUUUAGUACACCAGUGUAAAUACUGUGGUACAAGUUUCUUGGCAAAGGCUACCUGCAAGACUGCAACAGAGGUGACGUGCAUCUUUGUAGGAACGUUAGAAGUGCUAUUUUGCUUUGAAAGCUGAAUGCUACUAAGAGGCCAUUGGGUUUCUAGGAAUGCAGCACUGGUUGCUGCCUUGGAAUACAUGUUUCUGCUCACUUAGUGUUAUCAAGAGAGUUUGCUUUACAAAAGUAGCUGCAGUAGGUAGUCUCCAGCUGCAUUGGUAGUGGUGAUGUCACCGCAGUAAUGACUCACAAACUAAUUUUCUAGCCUGCUUCCUUCAUGUUAUUUUGUGCAACUAUCACUUUUCAGUUGGACGAAGUGACAAGUGAAGGUAAAGGUGAAUACAAUAAAACGUAUUAAUUUAAAGGCUCUGGGAAUGCGGCUCUGAACAGUUAGGCUGCCAUUUCACUGUGCAGCUGCACCUCUGUCUAGCACUGGCAUACAGAGUAAAUUAUGCGCAGCGGUAACUCUCGUUACACACCACUGUGGGUGGCUUACUUGGCAGGCCCAUUGAAUUUCUCUGAAUUGGGCACUAUCUAACCCUCAAGAGUGCAUAUCGAUUGCUGGUCUUUGCUGCGUUUUCUGUGAAUGUACAUAACAAGGUGCACAAGGCAGGAUUCCAGUGAGUUUAUUAGUGGUAGAAGUAUUUUUCUGGCGUGAACGCGUCACAUUGUUUCAAAGUGAAAGCCACAUGUUAGGUGAAAUGUGAAUAAAGUUGUAGAGCUAAAAUUUA
Messenger RNA from Dermacentor silvarum, 2077 nucleotides. It is a transcript of the gene Hus1-like, whose product is annotated as checkpoint protein HUS1-like. The transcript has 8 exons. NCBI's taxonomy places the organism in Eukaryota, Metazoa, Arthropoda, Arachnida, Ixodida, Ixodidae. Gene Ontology annotation, cellular component: checkpoint clamp complex; site of double-strand break; nucleolus. The coding region runs from base 153 to 986 and encodes 277 amino acids. The record is from RefSeq and is a predicted model, not a curated record. Gene Ontology annotation, biological process: mitotic intra-S DNA damage checkpoint signaling; double-strand break repair via homologous recombination; meiotic DNA integrity checkpoint signaling.